This is a messenger RNA of Patella vulgata (common limpet), 1038 nucleotides long. RefSeq lists its product as uncharacterized. Bases 134 to 793 code for a protein of 219 amino acids. Lineage: Eukaryota; Metazoa; Mollusca; Gastropoda; Patellidae. Gene Ontology annotation, biological process: chromatin remodeling. The record is from RefSeq and is a predicted model, not a curated record. The transcript is spliced from 8 exons. Gene Ontology annotation, cellular component: nucleus; Ino80 complex.
UUUCGCAAACACUGAUAAAGGGACAUAACUCUCUUCAGUUUUAUUUUUCCUGUUAAAAUUCAUUCCUCUUCUUCGACCCGAGUAAUACUAAUAAACUAAUAAUAUAUUAGAGUUCUAUCGCAUAUAAUACAUAAUGAUGACCGUUCCAGAUGGAUAUGCUACUGAACCACAGAUAGACUAUAAAGUCAAAUACAAAGCCUUAAAGAAAAAAUUCAGACUUCUUGUUUAUGAACAUGAAUGUUUUUUAGAAGAAUUGAGAAAAGCACAAAGAAAGUUAUUAAAAGUAGCAAGGGAUAGAAGUUUUCUAUUAGAUCGUUUAAUUCAAUAUGAGAAAGUAGAAGAAUCAUCAGGUGAUUCAGAUGCUACAGCUUCAAGUGAUAGUGAUGGUGAAGGCCAUAAAGAUGGAAGUCUAAGUAAAAAAAGAAAAUUAAACUCAGGAACUAUAUCAGUACCACCAGAAUAUGCUCAUCUUGUAUCUGCUGCUGCACUAAGUGGUGUCUUACAUGGGGGAGGGUCAUCCAAUCAAGAUUCUUCUAAAAAAAGAAGUAAGUCAUCCAAUAAAAGGUCAAAAGGUGGUGGAGGACAUCUAAAGGGAGGUAAACAGCCAGGUCAAAUGACAAGAGAGGAAUUAGAGCGUCACCUAGAUUCCCGACAGUCAUCGUUUGGUUUAGAGAAAGCACCUGCCAAUUUACCUAUGGACAUCUUUAACAACGACAAUUCUAACCCAGAUAGUGAUCUAGGUCUGCUGAUAGGGGAAGAUGAUGAUGAUUUAGUUAUAGAUGUACCCCAGUGAUCAUACUAACAGUAUAUAUAGUGUUAAAAGCUAUAAAGCAAACAUAACAAUAUACAUGUAGUGUCUAGUACAUUAUAAAGGCAUUGAGUUGAAAAAGAAAUGAAUACAUCAAUGCAAAAAAUUGAUUUUGCAUGUGUACAUUAAUGACAAAGUUACUUUCAGGGAGUUGCCUGUGGAAUUAAUGUAGAAUAAAAAAAAAUUCUAAGACUACGAAAAACAUGUCUAUAGAUCUGAUAUUUUAAAUA